Messenger RNA from Orbilia oligospora ATCC 24927, 1494 nucleotides. RefSeq lists its product as uncharacterized. The record is from RefSeq and is a predicted model, not a curated record. Gene Ontology annotation, cellular component: cytoplasm. The transcript has 2 exons. Gene Ontology annotation, molecular function: calcium ion binding; calcium-dependent phospholipid binding. NCBI's taxonomy places the organism in Eukaryota, Fungi, Ascomycota, Orbiliomycetes, Orbiliales, Orbiliaceae. Bases 1 to 1494 code for a protein of 497 amino acids.
AUGGCAGACAAUCAGGGUGCACCACCUCCGACUGGAGACCAGCAACAACAGCAGCAGCAAUGGGGACAACCUCAACAGCAAUGGGGACAGCAGCAACAAUGGGGUCCUCCUCAAGGAUAUCCUCAGCAGCAACAGCAAUGGAGUCAACCUCAGGACCAACAACGUGGAUACCCCCCACAACCACCACAACAGCAACAGGGCCAAUGGGGCCAACAACCCCAACAGCAAUGGGGACAACCACAACAACAGCAAUGGGGAGCACCCCCUCCAGGUCCUCCACCACAAGGCUAUCCUCAGCAACAAUGGGGAGGCUAUCCACCCCCUCAGCAACAACAGCAAUGGGGACCACCACAGCAACAAUGGGGACAACAACCACCACCACCUCAAGGCUAUCCUCCUCAGCAACAGCAGCAGCAAUGGGGUGCUCCACCACCACCACAACAGCAACAGCCACCCCAAUCAGGCUACCAAGCAGCAGCACCACCCCCAGUAGCCGGUCCAUCCCAAACAUACACCGGACCAGCUGCAGCCCCCUCCCUGGGUUUCAUACCAAACCAAACAUCACCAACCUACAACCCAACAAACGACGUCGAAGUCAUCCGAAAAGCCUGCAAAGGUUUCAACACCGACGAAAAGGCCCUAAUAACCACAAUCGUAAAACUCGACCCCUUACAAAUCGAAUCCAUAAACCAAAAAUACACCGCAGAUACCAAAAAACAAUUAUACUCCCUAAUGGAAGAUAAAACCCGAGGAAGCCUCGAAGACGGUCUUUGUGCCCUCGUCAGAGGUCCAUUGAACUUCUACGUCUGGCUCGUGGAUCGUGCUACGAAAGGGAUGGGUACGAAAGAAACUUUCCUUGACCUUGCGUUAUUGGGGAGGAGUAAUGCGGACAUCAACGCUAUUAAAAAGGCUUUCCAAGCUAAAUACAGUCGAAAACUGGAAUCCGUGGUUUCGGACGACCUCAGCGGUGCGGAACAACGGAUGUUUGAAAUGGUAAUUUCGGCCACUCGUACCGAAGAAGCUGCGGGUGUAAACCCUACGACCGUCACGGCGGAGGUGAAGGCUCUACACGCGGCUACGGAAGGUAGAAUGGGAACAAACGAAACGGAAGUCUCGAGGAUAUUCAUCAAGAGUAAUGAUGCUACCAUCCUAGCGAUUGCUACAGAAUACGAAAGGACGUACCAUCAACCAGUAGAAAGUCUGAUAAAGAGCGAGUUUAGCGGUCAUCAAAAGGAGGCUUUGUUGUAUAUCCUUAGAGGGGUACAGGAUAAAGCUAAGAGAGAUGCGGAGUUGAUAGAGGGGACGAUGAAGGGACUUGGAACUAGGAAUGAGGAGUUGGCGUUUAGACUGAUAACGGCUCAUUGGAUUCCUGGAGCUAUUCCGGCUAUUAAAGUGGCUUAUAAUCGAGUUUAUGGGAAGGACUUGGUGGCGAGGGUUAGAGAUGAGACUAGUGGUGAUUUUGAGAGGCUGUUGGUUGCGAUUUUGAAUAAAUAA